CUUAAAUAGGGAAGUCUCCUGCUUGUGUGUGGUGGCUGUUGCUACAAGAGACUUGGGACAGAGGACUGCUGUCUGCUCUCUCCGGCCACCCUCCUAGCCUAAGGAUCUGUGACCCCAGCAUGAGGACCCUCGCCCUCCUCGCUGCCCUUGUCCUGGUGACCCUCCAGGCCCAGGCUGGGCCCCUGCAAGAGAGAGAAGAGGAGAUCCCAGCCCUGGAGCUGCCUGGGGCACAGGACCCUGACGUGUCCAUUUCCAUCACAUGGGGGGAAAACGCCCUUCCUCAAGCUCCAGUGAGGAGCAUGCGCUGCCCUUGCAGACCAUUCUGCUUGCGUGGGGAAUAUCUCAGAGAGGCCUGUCCCUUCCCUAUUGGUACCUUCUUCCGCUGCUGCCGCCUCCGCUGAUUGUGGAGAAUAGUGGAAAAGGGGCUCACACUUUGCUUGGAGAGCUAAAGGACAUUGCUGUCACUCCUCUACCUUGUCCUCAAUGGUAUUUUCCCCAUCCCAAAUAAAGUCCUUGUUGCAAGA
Messenger RNA from Lemur catta (Ring-tailed lemur), 524 nucleotides. RefSeq names its product neutrophil defensin 4-like. Gene Ontology annotation, cellular component: extracellular matrix. Lineage: Eukaryota; Metazoa; Chordata; Mammalia; Primates; Lemuridae. The record is from RefSeq and is a predicted model, not a curated record. The transcript is spliced from 3 exons. Gene Ontology annotation, biological process: antibacterial humoral response; defense response to Gram-negative bacterium; antimicrobial humoral immune response mediated by antimicrobial peptide. Bases 120 to 401 code for a protein of 93 amino acids.